ACAGCGGGGAAGAGCCUGGCUUCCAGACUUGGGACGGGGUUUGGUUAGCGGUUAAGAAGAGUGGAGGCAGCAGCAUCUUCCUCCACGUGGGGCUGCACCCUGCCUGCCAGGUCUCAGACCAGGCAGUACAGUCUCCGUUGCUGCUCCAUGUGUUAUGGAUGGAGAACCUGAGCUUGGAGAGGAGGGUGGGAAAGGACCAUGUGCCCAGUUUGCCCGCCAGUUAAUAGCAGAGUUGGAAAGAGAAGCGCCAUAUCCAGUGCUCCCUUUGCAAGUCUCGUUUCUUCCUGCGGGCAUCUACUGGGGAGAUGAGAUGGUUAAUGACCGUGCUUUGCAUUUUUUUGGCUUGAACUGAGGCCUUUUCCUGGUGUUUGCAUCUCAAGGAGAUGGUAGCGUCUUGGUUCUCUGUGUGACAUGACAUCUGUAGCAUCAUUGCUGGGGUGGUUCUUGUCACUGGAGGCUGGGAGCAGCGACCCAGUGGGAUGCGGUCACCGCGCGUCCUCCCUGCCAGGCUGGGCAGAGGCCAGCAGUGCCGCAGGGUGCGGGUGGCAAAGGGAGGCGGCCAGGGCUGUUGCAAAGCUGGGGAAAGCUCUCCCGUGUAUGCUUUCCCCUUCCAGGGGGAUGUUUUAUUCCAAAGCUGAGACCCUGGAUGCACUUCCACCUGCGCCUGGGUGCAGUGAUAAGGCCAGGUGGCCCAGGGAGACCCCAGGUCUUGGCCAGACUGCACCAGGCCGUCUGGAAACGGGCUCUCUUACUGCCGCAGGGCUGCAGGGAUUGCCCAGGGUCGUGCAAAAGUGUCCCAUUGGACAUGUCAUGGGCACUUUGCUCAUGGCUGUCUCUGAUUGCAUCCCUGUUUUUUUCUUCCCCCUCUUUGGUUCUUCUGGAGCUUGCUGCAGCCAGCGCAAGCAGCCCCUGUGGUGCAGCUGGAGCACCGUGCGCAGGCAGCGCAGCGGGGGAUUGCAAACCUGGGAGAUGGCGGGGGGUGUUGGCAGGUUGCCCUCACCAGAGGUGUGUGAAUCCUGAGCACUUUGUGGAGCGUGGUGCCGUUUGGAAACACAGAUGGACAUAGGAAACUUGCUGCUCACAGAAAGGCCAUUGUACCUCUUUGUUUUCCCCACUAACUGUUGUUCUGGUGUCUUGCAGGCACAGAAGAAUAAGGCAGGAUGGAUGUCUAUGACCCUCAGACGCUGGGUGCUAUGCUCUUUGGAGGUUUGAUGAUGGUAUCGGCCACUGGGAUCUUCAUGGUGUUCACCUUCUCCAUGAAGGAGACUUCAUCAGAGAAAGCCUUGGCCAAGCGAGGCAAAAAUCUUAAGAAGACCCAGAAGCAGGAAAAAGAGACAAAGAAAGAGAAAGUUGUUGAGAGAAAAGGAAAAGGAAAGGAAAAGGAAGAGAAACCUAAUGGAAAAGUCCCAGAGGUGCACCAAAGUGCUCCUGUGGUCAGCUCCAUCACCGUCAAGAAAACCAAUGCUCUUCCAACCCAUGAGGAGCAGAAGCAUAAUGGAUGUGUAAAGAAGGCGGCUGCAUCCAAGAAGAAGAGCAAGCCAGCACCUGCGGACUCGGAUGGGCCCCUCCACCUGCCCUACAAGACGCUUGUGUCCACUGUCAGCAGCACGGUGUUCAGCGAGGGGGAGGCCCAGCGGCUCAUCGAGAUCCUGACGGAGAAAGCGGGCAUCGUCCAGGACACCUGGCACAUGGCCACGCAGAAGGGUGACCCUGUCACUGUCCUGAAACGCCAGCUGGAGGAGAAGGAGAAGCAGCUCACCACAGAGCAGGAGGCUGCAGCCGCUGCCAGAAACAAGAUGCGGGAGCUGAGCAAGGAGCUGGCGGCCGAGCGGGCCAAGGCGACGGCCGUGGAGGGCAAGCUGAGGGAGCAGCUGCUGGCCCGCGAGCAGGAGAUGGCAGCGGUGCAGGCACGCAUGCAGGCCAGCUACCAGGACCAUGUCAGCGAAACGCAGCAGCUGCAGGGCAAGAUCCGCACCCUGCAGGAGCAGCUGGAGAACGGCCCCAACACGCAGCUGGCUCGCCUGCAGCAGGAGAACUCCAUCCUGAGGGAUGCCCUCAACCAGACCAGCAGCCAGAUGGAGAGCAAGUAAGACUGGGGCGGGGGGCAGAGCCUGGGG
This is a messenger RNA of Falco peregrinus (peregrine falcon), 2117 nucleotides long. Its product is annotated as ribosome-binding protein 1-like. The record is from RefSeq and is a predicted model, not a curated record. NCBI's taxonomy places the organism in Eukaryota, Metazoa, Chordata, Aves, Falconiformes, Falconidae. The coding region runs from base 1161 to 2090 and encodes 309 amino acids. Gene Ontology annotation, biological process: protein transport. Gene Ontology annotation, cellular component: endoplasmic reticulum membrane. The transcript has 5 exons.